Scaptodrosophila lebanonensis is the source of this 1819-nucleotide messenger RNA. RefSeq names its product failed axon connections (gene fax). NCBI's taxonomy places the organism in Eukaryota, Metazoa, Arthropoda, Insecta, Diptera, Drosophilidae. The record is from RefSeq and is a predicted model, not a curated record. Gene Ontology annotation, cellular component: cytoplasm. The transcript has 5 exons. The coding region runs from base 275 to 1534 and encodes 419 amino acids.
GUGAAAGGAACAAGUCGGAAAUCGGAGCCGCGUUUGUUGGAAAUCUGUUACAAGUAUUGGUGGUGUCUGCGACUUCGUCUCUGUGUGCGUGAAGUCAGUUCGUUCGUGUGCUCUCGUAUUUGUGUGUGUUUGUGUGCAUCAUUUGAACAAGGAAAAGUGUGAAGAAUCUGUUACAAGAAAAUAAAAUAUAGCGAAGAAAGCGCCGCAUAAAAGAAAAAUUUUUUCAAAUUGUAAAAACAAAUAAGAAACAAAACAAGCAAAAAAAAAAAGUAUAAUGGCAACUGAAGUGAGCCAAAUACCCGCUGAGGAAACGCCUGCCGUGGCGGCGACCACAGAAAACGCUGCCUCCGAGCAAGCGGAAAAACCUGCUGGCGAGCCUGCAGCCUCCGUCGCUGCAGCCGCAGAGAACAGCAGCGCUGUCGCUAACAACGCCCAAGAAAACAAAGAGGAUGCGAAGGCGUCGCCAGCCGCCGAUGGAGGCGAUGCAAAGAAAGAUGGAGAAGCCAAUGCCGCUGCCGCUGCCGCGCCCGCUAAAUCAGAAGCGCCCGCACAAAAGUUCAAUGUGCACAAAGCCAAUUUUGAGAAGGAUAUUAUAUAUUUGUAUCAGUUUUCGCGCACCCCCUUGCUGCCAUCGCUUUCACCAUAUUGUUUGAAAGUCGAGACUUGGCUGCGUCUGGUAGGACUUAAGUACGAGAAUGUCGACCAUAAGAUGCGUUUCCGUUCCAAGAAAGGUCAAUUGCCUUUUAUUGAGCUAAAUGGCGAGGAAAUAGCCGAUUCGGCCAUUAUCAUCAAGGAACUAUCGGCCAAAUACGAUAAGAACUUGGAUGCUGGCCUCACAGCCGAGCAGCGUAACGUAUCGUAUGCCACCAUUGCCAUGCUGGAGAAUCAUCUCAUCUGGGUCAUCUUCUACUGGCGUGCAAAAUAUCCCGACAAUGUGCUCAAGGGUUAUAAAGUGAAUUUGCAACAUGCGCUGGGACUGCGUUUGCCCAAUUCGAUUUUGAACUUCUUCUUCAAGAUAACAUUCGGACGCAAGUGGUUCCAGGGCACGAAAAAGCUAAAGGCGCACGGCAUUGGUGUGCACAGCGCCGAGGAGAUCGAGGAGUUCGGCAAGAACGAUCUGAAAGUGCUCAGCGAAAUGCUGGACUGUAAGCCUUUCUUCUUUGGCGAUGAGCCCACCACACUGGAUGUUGUUGCUUUCGCGGUGCUUUCCCAGCUGCACUAUCUGUCCAAGGAUAUUGUGUAUCCGUUGCGCGAUUAUAUGACCGAGAAAUAUCCCAAUUUGAUCGGCCAUGUGUCACGCAUGAAGGAGAAGUGCUUCCCCGACUGGGAUGAGAUUUGCACGAAGCUGGAUCUGAAUGCGCACAUUCCCAAGCCAGAACCCGAGACCAAGGAAGGCAAAGAAGGCGGUGAGCAAGAGAAAUCAAAUGAGCAAGAGGGAACUGAAGGCGAUAAGAUCGAGAAGGAAUUGGAGAAGGAUAAGUCGAACGAGAAGGAAUCAACCGAGGAGAACAAAGAGAAGGAGGAAACAAAGUAAAGCGCCGUUAGUUAUAUAUAUAAAGCAAACACACACCCACAUACAUAUAAAUAUAUAUAUAUAAAUAUAUAUAUAUAUAUAUAUAUAUAUAAACAUAGUACUAUAUAGUAAGGCGCUAUAUAGCUAGACGCUGCGCUCAUAUAUAAGCAUUCGAAAACAAAGAGGAAACAGGACAACUGUAAAGAAAACAGGCAGGCAACAAACAGGCCGAUAGCAACAGCAGCAAGAAAAAGCUGAAGCUUCAACAGAAAAAAACGAUCCACUCAAAAUUUAUGAAAACAAAAA